GAGUGAAAUUCUUGCUAUACCGAUUUAAUUUUGCUGCACGCGAAAAGCCGAUCGGAAGUUUUUGUUUCGUUUUUUCGUUUUUUGCCAAGAUUUAAGCUCAAAAUGGGUGUACAAAUUGUGCCAAUUUCUCCUGGUGACGGUAGCACCUUCCCCAAGAGUGGCCAUAUGGUAUCGGUCCAUUAUACCGGUACCUUGGAUAAUGGCACCAAAUUCGAUUCUUCCCGGGACCGCAACAAGCCCUUCAAGUUCACCAUAGGCAAGGGCGAGGUAAUUCGCGGAUGGGAUGAGGGCGUGGCUCAGCUAUCCCUGGGCCAACGUGCCAAAUUGAUUUGCUCACCGGACUACGCAUACGGCUCUCGUGGCCACCCUGGUGUCAUUCCACCCAAUGCAACCCUCACCUUUGAUGUGGAAUUGCUCAAGAUCGAGUAAAUUCUGCUAUUAUACGCAACAAAAACAACAACAACAAACCAACAGAAGGUGGUAGCAAGCAGAAAAAAAACCUAAAAACCCCAAAACUGGAAAUCAAUGAUUGCAUUUAACAUAAAAAUCUUUGCUCUACCCCAAGUAAAAUAACCCACAAGAUUAUUAUACAAGAUAAUGUAGUAAUUUAUACAAAAAAACAUCUAACAAUUUUUCUUAUACUCUUACCAAUAUUACUCUCUUCAUAUAUAUGAAAAACGAAAAAACAAAAAAACCAAUUGAUGAUGCAUGCAUUAAAUAAAACUUAAUAAUCCAUAAAAAUACUUUAUCAUAAACUUUACAACAAAGGAAAAACUACUCAUAUAUAAUUAUUAAAUGUACCAACUUUUAUACAAUCUUAUACUACAAUUAAUGUAUACAGCACUAAACUGAGGUUUGUCCGGCCUCAGUUUGGUGUACUUUUUU
Messenger RNA from Stomoxys calcitrans (stable fly), 885 nucleotides. It is a transcript of the gene Fkbp12, whose product is annotated as peptidyl-prolyl cis-trans isomerase Fkbp12. Bases 103 to 429 code for a protein of 108 amino acids. The record is from RefSeq and is a predicted model, not a curated record. Gene Ontology annotation, molecular function: peptidyl-prolyl cis-trans isomerase activity. The transcript has 2 exons. NCBI's taxonomy places the organism in Eukaryota, Metazoa, Arthropoda, Insecta, Diptera, Muscidae.